CACACACGCACACAUGUUGCCAGAAUUGGCAUAAUUUUCCUUAUAUAAUUUGCCAUGCCACACGACGAUUAUAUCACAUAAGCCCAGAAUCUUCUGGUUUUGUAAUUCAAGAAGUCAUUACGUUCUUCCCCUCUUCUCCUACUUCUUCUUUGGACAACUGUUUGUACUGUGAGGAGCCUGCCGUCUGCACAAGGAGAGUUCAGGGAUUGAGAAGAUUAUAGUACUGCAGCAGAUAUGGGAAAUCAUCUCAGAUAUAUUGUUAAGAAUUUUCUCAGUUACUGGAGGAGGUGCAAACCGCGGUUAAGAGACGCCAUGGACAACCAAGAACCAACAACAGCACAUGAAGGAAUAAGGACACUGAAAUCGAAUAACUCCUGUGACUUCUCGAACGAGUCGGACCUUUGCAUUUGCCUUGUCACCUGGAACAUGAAUGGACAGGUAUCGUAUGAAGAUCUAGUAGAACUGGUCGGGAGCAAGAGGAAUUUCGAACUAUUGGUGGUCGGACUACAGGAGGCCCCGCGGACCAACAUCUCGAGAAUGUUGCAGGCAGUCAUGGCUCCAACUCACAUAUUGCUGGGGAAAGCAGUGAUGCAAUCCGUGCAGCUGUACGUGUUUGGGCCCAAGAACUCGAAGCUUUUGGCUAGAGAAGUGAAGGUCGACAAGCAUUCAGUUGGAGGAUGUGGAGGGCUGAUAAGGAGGAAGAAAGGAGCUGUGGCUAUUUGCAUCAAUUUCAAAGGAUUCCGUCUAGUUUUCAUCUCUUGCCAUCUCUCUGCUCAUGAGCACAAUGUGGAGCAAAGGAAUUCUCAGUGCCAGCACAUAUCUCACUCCCUAUUCUCAAAGGACUGCAACCCUUAUGCCCCGCCCGCCCAAGUGACCGUCUGGUUGGGAGACCUCAACUACCGUCUUCGGGGCAUCGACACCCACCCUGCGAGAAAAUUGAUACAUAACGACCUCCAGAAAGAGUUGAUAAGCAAGGACCAGCUUCUGCAAGAGGCCGAGAGAGGAGAGAUUUUCAAUGGUUACUGCGAGGGCUCAUUAAGAUUCAAACCGACAUACAAGUACAACGUCGGAAGCAGUGACUACGAUACGAGCUACAAGGUUCGGGUGCCAGCAUGGACGGAUCGGAUCUUGUUCAAGGUAGAUGACGCUGAUAAGAUCCAUGCAACUCUUCACUCAUACGAGUCGGUGGAUAAUAUCGAAAGUUCCGACCAUAAGCCAGUGAAAGCUCAUCUAUGCUUGAGGGUCUUGCCAAGAUUAGAAACAUUGACCUCUGCGUAGCUUUCCCAUGUCUACUAAUUAAUUAAUUGAUUGUAUUAAUUCAUGAUGAAUUAAUCUCUGGGUUCGACGUGUC
Punica granatum (pomegranate) is the source of this 1351-nucleotide messenger RNA. Lineage: Eukaryota; Viridiplantae; Streptophyta; Magnoliopsida; Myrtales; Lythraceae. The record is from RefSeq and is a predicted model, not a curated record.